This is a messenger RNA of Syngnathus acus (greater pipefish), 4063 nucleotides long. RefSeq names its product slingshot protein phosphatase 2b (gene ssh2b). The record is from RefSeq and is a predicted model, not a curated record. Gene Ontology annotation, cellular component: cytoplasm. NCBI's taxonomy places the organism in Eukaryota, Metazoa, Chordata, Actinopteri, Syngnathiformes, Syngnathidae. Gene Ontology annotation, biological process: protein dephosphorylation; negative regulation of actin filament polymerization; actin cytoskeleton organization. Gene Ontology annotation, molecular function: actin binding; protein tyrosine/serine/threonine phosphatase activity. The transcript is spliced from 15 exons. Bases 232 to 3351 code for a protein of 1039 amino acids.
GCAGCUCAGCAGACGCAGGCAGCGAGCGGCCGGGCGGGGAGAGAACGUCAAGCAGUCCAACACGCUCCAACAGCAGCCGGACUCCCGAGCGAGCCAGCGCGGCCACCACCAUGGAGCAGCGAGGGGGGCGAUGACAGGAGACGACGACGAGGCUGCCGUUCACCUGCUUCCGUCUCCCGUCGGCCAUUGAUUAUGCUCUCGGUGCUCAGGUGUCGGCGUCCGGCUCGCUGAAUGGCGCUGGUGACCGUACAGCGUUCCCCGACCCCCAGCGCCACCUCCAGCCCCUGCGUGUCGGAGUCUGGCAGCGGGGAGGAUGAUCGACGCUCUCAACCUCGCAGCAUCAGUGAAAGUUUCCUGACCGUGAAAGGGGCGGCGCUUUUCUUGCCUCGGGGAAAUGGCUCCUCGUCCUCUUGCGGAUCCCGCUUCUCGCAGCUGCGUAGCAAACAUGCAGGAGACAUCCAGCAGCAUCUCCAGACCAUGUUUACGGUCCUCAGACCAGAGGACAACAUCAAACUGGCGGUGCGACUGGAGAGCGUUCAUGCUCUGACGCGCUACAUGGUGGUGGUGUCCACCAAUGGGCGGCAGGACACAGAGGAGAGCCUGGUCCUCGGGGUGGACUUCAGUCCCGUGGAUAGCUCGUGUUCCGUGGGCUUGGUUCUUCCCCUGUGGAGCGACACCAUGAUCCAUCUGGACGGAGACGGAGGCUUCAGCGUGUCCACCGACGGCAGAGUGCACGUGUUCAAGCCCGUUUCCGUGCAGGCCAUGUGGUCGGCGCUUCAGUCGCUGCACAAAGCCUGCGAGGUGGCACGCUGCCACAACUACUUUCCGGGAAGCUUGUUCCUCACCUGGGUCAGUUACUACCAGAGCCGCGUCUCGUCCGACCAGUCCCGCAUCAAUGAAUGGAACGCCAUGCGGGACCUGCACUCGCACCGCGCAGACUCCCCCGUCCUCUUCUCCGAAACGCCCACCGAACGCGAAAUGACAGAGCGCCAGAUCAAGAGCAGUUUGAGGGAGAUCAUGAUGCAGAAAGACCUGGAGAACGUCACCUGUAAGGAGAUCCGCACGGAGCUGGAAAUGCACAUGACGUGCAACCUGCGCGAGUUCAAGGAGUACAUCGACAACGAGAUGAUCGUCAUUCUGGGGCAGAUGGACAGUCCCACGCAGAUCUUUGACCACGUCUUCUUGGGCUCUGAGUGGAACGCGUCCAAUUUGGAGGAGUUGCAGAGCAGCGGAGUCCACUACAUCCUGAAUGUGACGCGGGAGAUCGACAACUUCUUCCCGGGUGUCUUCGAGUACCACAACAUCCGCGUGUAUGACGAGGAAGCCACCGAUUUGUUGGCCUACUGGAACGACACCUUCAAGUUCAUCACCAGGGCCAAGAAGUCUGACACCAAGUGCCUGGUGCACUGCAAGAUGGGAGUCAGUCGCUCGGCGGCCACAGUCAUCGCCUACGCCAUGAAAGAGUACGGCUGGGAUCUAAGGAAGGCCUUCGACCACGUCAAGGAGCGCCGAGCCGUCACCAAACCCAACCCGUCCUUCAUGAGGCAGCUGGAGGAGUACCAGGGCAUCCUUCUGGCCAGCAAGCAGCGCCACAACAAGCUUUGGCGUUCCCACUCUGACAGCGACCUGUCCGAGCACCACGAGCCUUUGUGCACAGCCUUCACCCAAGCGCACAGCCCGGGCCGCUCGGACGACCAGGCCGCCACUCCUCCCGGACUCUCCGUCAAAGAACUGCUAGAGUCGUCGGGGACCGGCCCGGCGGUGCGAGGCGCCCGCCGGCCCGUCGUGCCGUCUCGUCCGUUCAGCUCGCCGCCGUGCGAUGGCGUGGCGGCGCCUGACGGGCCUGCGUCAUCAUCGUUCUCCAACGGUCUACGUGAGCCCAAAGAAGAGGAGCGGCAUCCGACCGUGUCACUCCUGCCGACAGCUGCCGCUGUGGUCCCUGAGCUGCCCCGCGCAGACGCCGUGACGGUGGCGCAGAGUAUCGCGCUGGGGCAAGCCCACCCGCCCGCGACCCUGCACCACUUGCCGGCCUCCCCCGACACGCCACCCCCGCUGUCCGUCUCGCCGCCUGAACCGGAGACCUCACAGCGGUGCGGUGGCUCCGCUCCACCGUCGCCUGUCUGGAAAUCGGAUUGCUCUAUCCCCGACGCUUCAGCUGGUGGUGCCCCCGCCGCUGGAGACACCCUCACCUGCGCCUUGUUUGGGCACAGCGACCACAUUAACUUCUUCAGUGCCAGGGAGAAGUUCAAAUGGAUGGCGAGAGACGAUGGCGGCACGCCGCGACAUUCCCCACCGCCUGCCGACGGCCUGGCAGGAGAUGAGUCCAGAAAAAAGAUGGCGACUCCCAUGCAGGUCAUCGGAUCAGAUCCGGCCAUGCAGUCGGAUUGGUCCAAGCUAGGCCAAUCGGAGACCGGGGGCCAGGAAGUCAGGAAGUCCAAGCUGGGAGUGGAGGUCGGAGAUGUUUGUUGUCCGAGCCCGAAGCAGGAAGUGAAGGGCGGACAGGAGGAGGAGGACGAUGACGACGACGACGACGACGACGACGAUGACGCUCGGCUCUACAGGAAUUGGACGCGAGGUUCGGUCCGCCGCGUGACACGACAGCUGGAGCGUCGGAUGAAGCGAGAAUGCCGCGCAGAUUGUCGUAGCACCUCGCCCUCCUCGUCCCCGCCCUCACACUCAGGAGGCCCCUCCCUCUCUCAGCAACUCGCUGCCUCACAGGCAAUCGCAGCCCCCGGAGGCAAACGCGCCGCGGGGAACGGUGACGGCGACUGGCUGUCCACCGUCAGCAUCCUGUGUCCGGAGACCACGUCGGGACCGGGCUGGGGUGGCGUCAUCUUGAGGGAGACUUGGGAAACUUUAUGCCAGCUCGGCGCCUUCUUGCAACAGGUGAGCGUAGGCGUGGCUCGAGCCAAUCGGAAGCGAGGAGGCGCGCAGAAGCGCGUCCGCGAGGCGCAGGCUCGCAUCCGCCGGGCCGGCCUCACGCCGCCCUCGCUGAUGAAGCGCUCGGCCUCGUUAGCCAAGUUGGGCUGCUUGGAGCUGCUCGCCGACGACCUCACCGAGUGGGAGCUGAGCCACGCCGCCACCGACUCGGACGCCGCGCCGCCGGCAGGCCCCUCCGCGGAGCUGCCCUCGCACGCAGGUGCCGAGGAUCUGAAAAAGCAGCGCGUCCACCACGCUUUCUCCUCAGCCCAACAAAUGCCCGGUGCCCCAUCCGAGGCGGACAGCCCGCACCGGCCUCGACAUUCCUUGUCCAGCCCGCCGCUCUUCACCUCCAGGCAGCAGUACGGAAGAAGUCACCCUGUCCGACGCCUCACGAAAAGCACACUCGGCACGCUCUACCACACCAUGUAGACGUGUUUCGCAGCACAACAACAGUGCCUCUUGCCUUAAGCGACGUGACCCAAGAGGACGUUUGAAGGUGAAACGAUCCCGACUGCGUUAAAGGUGAAAGCAGCGAUACAUUCCUCCUCCUUCCUCUUCUACUUGAUGUUUCAAGAUUGCAGCUGAUGUUUGCUGGAAUGUUUCUGACCCUUCCGCUGUUCUUCCACUUGCCUCAUGAAUGCAGCCAAUCAGUCAGGUCAUAUGGUUGUGCGUCAGGCCAAUCAGGAGUUUUUUUAUUAUUAUUUUGUAGCUUUCUCGAUGACUCGUACCUCAGUCGCGGUGAGCCGCACACCUGAAAUGUUCCGCCUCCCUCAUCAAGUGCUGAUGCCACACGUGUGUGCACAUGAUUAUUGCACUGGGAUGUCAUACGUGACUUUUUAAGUCUUUUUACAUUUUUUAAUACCUUAAAUUUGUGAGGUUGUGAAGCACAACUUUUUUUUCCAUUCUUUCUUACAUGUGUGCGUGCGUGUGGAGAGCAAAACCUCUGUAUGGUCUGUCAUACAAGCACUUUAUUAUUUUAUUUUUUUUAUUUCGCUUUAGUUUCAUGUGUUAUGAGGUUGCUACUUGCUGGGUCAUGUGACAGUAGGAAGAGCUAGUGAGUGAAAUUCAUUUUUAAUUUAAAGCUAUCAAUGUUCUUUUAUAUCAUGUCCUUCUACUGUGAACAUUAAAUUGUUAAAAUGGA